GGAACAGCUCUUACAUGUCAGUCACAUCAGUUCGCGGCUUUGGGUAGGCCUUCCUUCUUGAUCAACCAAACUCUACAUAUCGACUCGAGAUGGCACCCAAGAAAGCCAAGAGGAGGCAGGCAGCUGAGGGUGGCUCCUCCAACGUGUUCUCCAUGUUUGAGCAGAGCCAGAUUCAGGAGUACAAGGAGGCUUUCACAAUCAUCGACCAGAACAGAGAUGGCAUCAUCAGCAAGGAUGACUUGAGGGACGUGCUGGCCUCCAUGGGCCAACUGAAUGUGAAGAAUGAGGAGCUGGAAGCCAUGAUUAAAGAAGCCAGCGGCCCCAUCAACUUCACCGUCUUCCUCCAGAUGUUCGGAGAGAAGCUGAAGGGUGCUGAUCCCGAGGACGUUAUCGUGAGCGCUUUCAAGGUUCUGGACCCUGAGGGUACUGGCACCAUCAAGAAGGAAUUCCUUGAGGAGCUCCUGACCACUCAGUGCGACAGGUUCUCUAAAGAGGAGAUGAAGAACUUGUGGGCCGCCUUCCCCCCUGAUGUGGCUGGCAACGUAGAUUACAAGAGCAUCUGCUACGUCAUCACACACGGAGAGGAGAAGGAGGAGUAAAACCAUCCCUUCCUUUUCCACCUUUCCCUCGCACACCCCUUCCUUCCCCUGCUUCCUUCCACUCCUUUGUUUGCCCACUCGCUCCCACCUGUCCUCACGCAAAGACUCGUCGCCUUCUUACUAAGACCUUGAGGGCUGGGAGGGCAGCGAGUGGGUUUGUAUGUCUGUGUCUCUGGGGAAAUUAGAUUAUUUUCAAUUAAAUAAUCUUAUAAAGUCAAUCUCUCUCCCUUUCUCCAGUUUCUUCUCCUCCUCUCUCCAUCUUUCUGCAUCUCCUCCUGUUGAUUUCACUGGCACUUGCGUCACAAGUUUAUUAUGUUUAUUAUGUAACAUAAUUAAUGUGUUGUCCUUUCGGAGAACUAAAUUUAUCUCUCCAUGCCUGUUUAUCUACAGAAGGAGAGUAAACCAGAGGGGUUUACUCUACAAUAGAAGACAAUUACCCUCCUCAAUUUUGUUCUCUCUCUCCUUUUGGGGGGAAGAGAGAGAGAGAAAGACAAAGGUAGACAGAGAGAGAAAAGAGAUGAACAAAAAGGCAGAGUCUCCUUAAAGUGAUGGCUACCUUUCAGAGAGAGAGAAAGAUUGUGAAAGAGAGGAAGAGGAAAAGGUGUGAAAGAAAACAUACUAUCUUCGCUCCCUUUUCCUCUUCUUCUCGUCUCCCCCUUUCCGUCUUUCCCUAAUCCCAUGUGCGCAUUUCUCAUUCCCUAUAAUUUGCCGAAAAUACGAACACACCUGUAACAAAUAAAGAGGACUAGCUGUGAAUAAAA
Molecule: messenger RNA, 1360 nt
Organism: Megalops cyprinoides (Indo-Pacific tarpon)
Lineage: Eukaryota; Metazoa; Chordata; Actinopteri; Elopiformes; Megalopidae
Product: myosin regulatory light chain 2, skeletal muscle isoform type 2
Exons: 7
Coding region: 90-599 (169 amino acids)
Biological process (GO): skeletal muscle tissue development
Cellular component (GO): cytoplasm
Molecular function (GO): calcium ion binding
Source: RefSeq, a predicted model, not a curated record